AUGUCGAUCAUACCUCAGGGCGAGGUGGCGCAGGAGAGCAGCAGUGGGCUGUUCCUGUACCCGCAGUUGACAACGACGAAUUACAGAAGCUGGGUGAUUCGCGUGCAGGCGAUGAUGGAAGAUCAAGGCGUCUGGGAUGCAGUCGAGCCAGCGGUCGGUGAGACCGUCAACGAGAAGAAGGACAAGAAGGCGAGGUCGCAUCUCUUCCAAGCGCUCCCGGAAGAUCUCCUAAUGCAGGUGGCUAGGAAGAAAACUACAAAGGAGGUCUGGGACUGUCUCAAGACAAGAUUUGUUGGCGCAGAUCACGUCAAGAACGUGUGGCUGCAGACAUUGAAGAGCGACUUCAAUGCCAUGCGUAUGCAGGAGGGAGAGACGCUGGACCAGUACGCCGGAAGGCUCAACAGCAUGUCCGUCAGGUACGCAAACCUAGGGGAGACGCUCGACAAUGCUGCUUUGUUCUACGACCUCGACAAGAUGUCGUUCGAGGAAGCCGUGGGGCGGCUUAAGGCGUUUGAAGAACGUACUCAUCCAUGUGCAUCCGGUGGCAAUAGCAUUGGUGACAGCCAGCUUCUGUUCACUCAGGCCGAGUGGCAGGCGCAGCAGAAGAAGGAUGGUGGCAACUCCUCAUCAAGCAACAAGGGCAAAUCCCACCUUGCUGUAGAAAGUAGCAACCACGACCGGGGUGGUCGUGGACACGGUAGAGGUUGUGGUAGAGGUGGUCGCAGUGGCAUGUUGCGCAAUGACGAGGAGAGCGGCUCGAGCGGCGUUCGCCACAACAAGAGCCACAUCAAGUGCUUCAACUGCCACAAGAUGGGGCACUACGUGAACGAGUGCGAGGCACCGAAGAAGAAGGAAGAGUAG
This is a messenger RNA of Phragmites australis (common reed), 861 nucleotides long. RefSeq lists its product as uncharacterized. The record is from RefSeq and is a predicted model, not a curated record. Lineage: Eukaryota; Viridiplantae; Streptophyta; Magnoliopsida; Poales; Poaceae. The transcript is spliced from 2 exons. The coding region runs from base 1 to 861 and encodes 286 amino acids. Gene Ontology annotation, molecular function: nucleic acid binding; zinc ion binding.